Messenger RNA from Brassica oleracea var. oleracea, 645 nucleotides. Its product is annotated as F-box protein At1g49360-like. The transcript has 3 exons. The coding region runs from base 1 to 645 and encodes 214 amino acids. NCBI's taxonomy places the organism in Eukaryota, Viridiplantae, Streptophyta, Magnoliopsida, Brassicales, Brassicaceae. The record is from RefSeq and is a predicted model, not a curated record.
AUGGGUGGUUACUCAUGUAAGACAGGGCUUCACAUGUCAGGCUUUUCUUCUUCAAUCCUUUCACCCGAGAGCGCUGUCUCACGUCGGAAAGUCAAAAUCAGCACUUGGCAUCCUGGUGCCUCUACUACAUGGGUAAAAGAGGACUUCCCAAACCCGUUUCCUUGUGACCUUUUGGAUGCAAUAAACGUCGUAUACACAAGGGAUGAUGGUCUCUUCUACAUGUCAUUGGGGAUUGCGCUAGGGGUAUUUGAUCCGUCUGAACGUACUUGGAAUCUUGUCCCUUUGCUGCAACCGAUCCCAAGAUUCGAGAGGCGCACGAUGAGGUGGAUUACUGAAUACAAAGGAGAGAUAUUUCUUGUAGAUGCAUCGUCUGUGAAGCCGGUGGUGUACAGGCUUAACUGGUCCAAGUCGGUUUGGGAAAAGAAAGAAACAUUGGAUGGUUGCUCAAUUUUUGUGAGCGAUGGGUCAUGCGUGAUGACUUGUGGGUCAAUGAGUAACAUUUUGUAUUUCUGGAACACUGAUAUCCGUCAGGCGUCCCAAUCUCACCAAUACUCAAUUUCCUCUAUGGAGGAUGUGAAUCUCAACGACGGAGAGUCACCGGUGUUUACCUUUGAAGAGAAAACACUCCAUGAGAAACCGACCUAG